Molecule: messenger RNA, 723 nt
Organism: Guyanagaster necrorhizus
Lineage: Eukaryota; Fungi; Basidiomycota; Agaricomycetes; Agaricales; Physalacriaceae
Exons: 5
Biological process (GO): tRNA N1-guanine methylation; mitochondrial tRNA methylation
Cellular component (GO): mitochondrial matrix; cytoplasm
Molecular function (GO): tRNA methyltransferase activity
Source: RefSeq, a predicted model, not a curated record
GUUGUCAAUAAGCUUCAUGAAAUUGACAGCCAAUUUCGAUUUUUUCAGAUGGAACUCCUAGCAGGGAAACCCGAGUAUGUUGUCACACAUCAUGAGUCGAGUUGUCGCUUUACGUUUGAUUUCUCUCAAGUAUAUUGGAACUCGCGAUUGCAUCCGGAGCACGACCGAAUUGUAAAACUGUUGGACCCCUCAGACGUAUUGGCAGACGUCUUCGCGGGUGUCGGUCCCUUUGCUAUACCAGCUGCCAAACUUGGAUGUGGCAUCUUUGCAAAUGAUCUCAAUCCGAACAGCGCGAAAUAUCUUUCUCAGAAUGUGGUUAAUAAUAACGUGGCAGAACUUGUACGAGUGUCUUGUGAGGAUGGCCGGAGCUUCAUUCGAGAUGUCUUCAUCGAUCAUGUCACCUUACCACUCCGCCAAACAAUCACCCAUUUAGUGAUGAAUUUGCCGGAUUCAGCGAUUAGCUUUUUGGAUGCCUUCCAAGGGGUGCUUUCCACACCAGUCCUCAUUGAGCAUUACACAAGAAUGCCCAUGAUACAUUGCCAUUGCUUUACUCGGGAGCUCGAAGAAGACAGAGCCCGACGAGUUGAACAAGUCCUGGGCCAUCCUGCAUCAGAAGAUGUUUGCAUCGUGCAUGUACGAUCCGUAGCACCUGGUAAGGAGAUGUACUGCAUAAGCUUCAGGUUACCUCGGGAAGUAGCCCUGGGCGAGGUGGCGGAGUCCUAG